AGUGACGCCGCUUCCCGAAGCCGGAGGAGGAAGCGCCGCGGAUUGGGCGGGAGGGUCGAGUUGAUCCGGUUCUCCGGAGGGGAGCCGGGCUUCUCUCUUGGUCCCUUUAGCGGCGAGCCCUUGGCCAAUGCCCGAAGCGUCCCGGGGAGGAGUGUUGGUAAAAACGGAGGCCAGUGAAGACCUGGGGCAGCUAAGGCAUUGCCACAUCUGCAAUCAUGCCUGCUUUCCGGCAGGUUGGAGAGAAACAACUGCCUCAAGAAAUAAUUUUUAUGGCCUGGUCUCCGAAGAGGGAUUUGAUUGCUCUUGCAAACAAAGUUGGAGAGGUUUUACUUCAUCGGCUUGCAAACUUUCAACGUGUCUGGAGUCUUCCACCAAGUGACAACACAGGGAAAGAAGUGACAACUCUUGCAUGGAGACCAGAUGGCAAAAUUUUGGCUUUUGGGCUUGCUGAUACCAAGAGAGUGAUCCUGUGUGAUGUAGAGAAACCAGAAAGCUUGCAUUCUUUCUCAGUGGUUGCUCCUAUUACAUAUAUGCAUUGGAUGGAAGUUACAGAAGAAAGUAGUUUUCUUACAUCGUUUUAUCAUGCUGAGGAUGAAUCCAAUCUUCUUCUCCCUAAAUUACCUGCAUUGCCCAAGAAUUAUAGUACCACUGCAAAAAUUUUCAGUGAAGAAAAAUCUGAUGAGAUUAUGAAACUCAUGGGGGACAUCAGGCUGAACGCUCUAGUUCUGGGAGGAAAUGCUGGUUUUAUUGAGAUCUAUGCAUAUGGAAUGUAUAAGAUUGCUACAAUAACGGGGGUGACAGGCUCUUGUCUUGCUUUAUGCUUGUCCAGUGACUUGAAAUCACUAUCAGUUGUUACAAAAGUAGAUGUUUCUCCAGAGGCGGAACCAGAAAUAACAUACUUCCAACUGGACACCAGUCUGCUCUCAACUUAUCUACCAGAAGUCACUCGAAUGGCCCGAAAAUUUACACACAUUUCAACCUUACUGCAGUACAUAAAGCUGUCAUUAACAUGCAUGUGUGAAGCUUGGGAAGAAAUUUUGAUGCAGAUGGACUCACGGCUAACCAAAUUUGUACAGGAAAAGAACACAACCACUUCUGUGCAAGAUGAAUUCAUGCAAUUGCUUUUGUGGGGCAAAGCAAGCCUUGAACUUCAGGCACUAUUAAUGAAUCAGCUAACAGUAAAGGGCUUAAAAAAACUUGGCCAGUCUAUGGAGUCCUCGUACUCUAGCAUUCAGAAGCUUGUCAUAAGUCACUUGCAAAGUGGCUCUGAAGCCUUACUCUACCAUUUAAGUGAACUGAAAGGAAUGGCAUUGUGGAAACAAAAGUAUGAGUCCCUUGGACUGGAUGCAUCAGGAAUAGAAGAAGCUAUUACUGCUGUGGGCUCCUUCAUCCUGAAAGCAAAUGAGCUUCUUCAAGUUAUAGAUAGCAGUAUGAAAAAUUUCAAAGCUUUUUUCCGGUGGCUGUAUGUAGCCAUGUUGAGGAUGUCAGAAGACCACAUCCCCCCAGAGCUCAACAAGAUGACCCAAAAAGAUAUUACCUUUGUUGCUGAUUUUCUUACUGAACACUUCAAUGAGGCGCCUGAACUCUACAGCCGUAAAGGGAAAUACUUUAAUGUGGAAAGAGUUGGUCAGUACUUGAAAGAUGAAGAUGAUGACCUUGUAUCCCCACCUAACACGGAAGGAAACCAGUGGUUUAAUUUUCUCCAAAAUAGCAACCAUCUUAAAGAAAGCCCUUUGCUGUUCCCAUACUAUCCUCAGAAGUCACUGCAUUUUGUAAAAAGGCAAAUGGAAGGAAUUAUUGAUCGCUGCCUACAAAAGCCAGCUGAUGUGAUUGGUAAAUCCGUGCAUCAAGCAUUCUGUAUGCCUUUAUACAAAGCUUCAACAAGUGAGGACUUGACUUCUCAACUGUUCAAACUGCCUUUUUUGUGGAAUGAUAAAUCAUCCAAUUUGCACUAUGUUUUGUUCACAAUGAGAAGAAACAAUGUUUCCAGUAUUUAUAUAUUGAGAAGGCAUACGGACAUUUCAAGGUCUGCUAGUAAUGGACUGCUUGCUAUUGAUUUUGGAAAUUUUAUGAACAGUAGUAUUAAUGAAAUUUCAUAUACAAGUGUCUACAGUUGUCUUGAUGCCCGCUUCUACGAUGAUGACACUAUCACUGUCAUUCUUACAGAGAAUUUAGAACAAGAGGGGAAGGAAAGAAUUUUGGCCCAGCUGCCUUUAUCAUCUAUAUAUACGGAGGAGAAUGCAGAACUAGAAUUCUGCUGGAAUCCUGGUCAAAGGUUGGAUAUGCAGUGUGAUGGUAUUCCGACACAUACAGUCACCAUAGAAGGUCAGUGGAGGGUGCUGGAGAACAUGAAAGCUCAGUAUGUUUCUGUAAAUGGCAUUCGAAAAGUUUCUUGUGUGGUAGGUAUCACACUGUGGUAGGUAUCACAUUCACAACUAAUCAGGCAUUAGACUAAUCCUGCAUGUGUAUGCUCUGCAGUGAGUAUUAGUGAGUUCAGAGAGAAUUGAUUCCAAGGAAGUGUUCAUAAUUUUGAGCUUUUCUGUUUUCAUGAAUAAAGAUUUAUUCAAGGCCAUCUAGUUUCUGCUGAAUAAGUUACGGAAGUAUAGAAAGGAGAAACCUGUCUCAUGUUGCACGUUUACCAGGAAUUACAUAA
Messenger RNA from Pogona vitticeps (central bearded dragon), 2653 nucleotides. NCBI's taxonomy places the organism in Eukaryota, Metazoa, Chordata, Lepidosauria, Squamata, Agamidae. The record is from RefSeq and is a predicted model, not a curated record.